This is a messenger RNA of Staurois parvus, 497 nucleotides long. NCBI's taxonomy places the organism in Eukaryota, Metazoa, Chordata, Amphibia, Anura, Ranidae. The record is from the annotation of a GenBank genome assembly.
CGGUGGACGCGGUAUACCUGGACAGAGGGGUGGCGGUGGACGCGGUAUACCUGGACAGAGGGGGGGUGGCGGUGGACGCGGUAUACCUGGACAGAGGGGUGGCGGUGGACGCGCGGUAUACCUGGACAGAGGAGUGGCGGUGGAUGCGGUAUACCUGGACAGAGGGGUGGCGGUGGACGCGGUAUACCGGGAAAGAGGGGUGGGGGUGGACGCGGUAUACCUGGACAGAGGGGGGUGGCAAGUGGACGCGGUAUACCUGGACAGAGGGGUGGCGGUGGACGCGGUAUAUACUUGAAUAAGGGGGGGGGUAUGAUCUCCAUGUAUAAUACAUAAGGGGGGAUACGAUCUCCAUGUAUAAUACAUAAGGGGGGAUACGAUUUCCAUGUAUAAUACAUGAGGGGGGAUACUAUCUCCAUGUAUAAUACAUAAGGGGGGAUAUGAUCUCCAUGUAUAAUACAUAAGGGGGGGAUACCAUCUCCAUGUAUAAUACAUAAGGG